AUGUGCGACAUAGGGGGUCUCGACAACCUGGUGGCCAACACGGCCUACCUGAAGGCCCAGGGGGGCGACGACAAAGAGAUGAAGAAGCGUCGGAGGAGCCUGUCCCUGCCGCAGAGCGCCCAGUGUGCCGCCGUCCGCGGCAAAGUGGAGGUCAACUUCGAGUCGCUCUGCGAGCAGCAGCCCGUCGGCAAGAAGUUCUUCCGCAAGUUUGUCGCCGCCAACCCCGCGCACAGCCUGGCCACCGACUUCCUGGACGAGCUGAACAACUGGGAGCUGGCGGAGGGCGCCACCAAGGACAAGACCCGGCAGAACAUCAUCAACAAGUUCUGCAAGGCCGACUCCAAGAACUUCCUGUCGUUCCUCAGCGGCGAGGCGGCGGAUAAGUGCAAGGCCGUCACGGACAAGGACUUCCCGGAGGUGAUGACGAAGGUGAAGGAAGGGACCCGGGAAUUCCUCAAGGGGAAGCCCUUCCAGGAGUACCAGACCAGCCCUUUCUUCGACAAGUUCCUGCAGUGGAAGCAGUUCGAGAGGCAGCCCAUUACCGACAAAUACUUCUACGAGUUCAGGACUCUCGGAAAGGGCGGGUUCGGAGAGGUGUGUGCCGUGCAGGUGAAGAACACGGGGCAGAUGUACGCCUGUAAGAAGCUGGAGAAGAAGAGGUUGAAGAAGAAGCACGGGCAGAAGAUGGCCCUGCUGGAGAAGCAGAUUCUGGAGAAGGUCAACAGCCCGUUCAUCGUGAGCCUGGCGUACGCCUACGAGACCAAGACCCACCUGUGCCUGUGCAUGACGCUGAUGAACGGCGGGGACCUGCGCUACCACAUCUACAACAUCGGCGAGAAGGGCAUCGAGAUGAAGCGCAUCAUCUACUACGCGGCCCAGAUCACCACUGGCAUCCUGGAGCUCCACGCCAUGGACAUUGUCUACCGCGACAUGAAGCCGGAGAACGUUCUGCUGGACAGCGUGGGUCAGUGUCGGCUCUCCGACCUGGGGCUCGCCGUGAUGCUGCCCAGCGGGAAGACCAGCACCCAGAGGGCAGGAACGGGGGCGUACAUGGCUCCGGAGAUCCUGAACGAAACCCCUUACCGCUGCUCAGUGGACUGGUGGGCUCUGGGGUGCAGUAUUUACGAGAUGGUGGCGGCCUACACGCCCUUCAAGGGUCCCGUCGAUCCCAAGAAGGACAAGAUGGCCAAGGAAGAGGUGCAGAGGCGCAUCCUCGAGGAGGAGGUCAAGUUCGACCACAAGAACUUUGACGCGGCCACCAAGGACAUCAUCACCCAGUUCCUCAAGAAGAACAUUAAUGAACGCCUGGGCUGCAAGAACGAUGACCCCAGAAAACACGAGUGGUUCAAGUCCAUCAACUUCGCCCGUCUAGAGGCGGGGCUGAUCGACCCCCCAUGGGUCCCCAAGCCCAACGUGGUCUACGCCAAGGACACGGACGACAUCGCCGAGUUCUCAGACAUCAAGGGCAUCGAGCUUGACGCCAAGGACGAGAAAUUCCACCAGGAGUUCAGCACGGGCGCCAUUUCAAUCCCCUGGCAACAAGAGAUGAUUGAGACCAAACUCUUUGAUGAGCUCAACGACCCCAACCGGAAGGAGUCUGCUGCCGGUAUGGAUCCUGACGCAAAAUCCAGCACCUGCAUCGUGCUGUGAAGGACUGAUGAAACCUCACGUCCAGAAUAAAGAUCCUUCUGGAAAUCACUGCAAUAUCACACCUGCAAUGGUUUAAUAACCCUUUUAAGGUUAGAGAUCACGCAAUACGUCAGCAGAAUGUUCUUCACUGAACAUUCAGGAAUGCCGAUGUAACAAUCACUACCGGUAACUGAAAGCAACAGGGUUCUAGAAUACUGACGUAGAAUUUUGGAGAAAAUAGAAACACACAUUCCAAAAAAAAGAAGCUACUCUGCAAAGGAAUGUAUAAUUCUUAAAUUGGAGAAGUGCAAUGGAGGCUUCAAAAGCCCCUCUGUGGGAAAGGGAGGUGGGAGUGUUUGGGAGGUGGGAGUGUUUGGGAACCUGUUUAGGCAUCGGAGAUGGGCAUCGAGAGCCCCAGACAUGCAGUAAGACACAUUGAAUGAUGACGUAUCGGAACUAUCCAAGAUACCACAGCUUUAUUGGAAACCUCCCACCAUGCAGUGUCCCCAUAGAGAGAAAAUAAACAUUAGCGUGGACAUAGUCUUAGUGUAUGUCCUCCCAAGUGUAAGCCAGCCACUUCAAAAAAAUGUAUCCUCCUUCCCUCCACUACCACCAUAGUGUGUCCUGUCCUGAAGUAGGGGGUGAGGAGAAGAAAGGAGGAAAGGAGGAUAAUUUUUUAAAGAAUUAGGACACACCCAUGGUGUUCUUCCCAGGGCCUGACAUUGUCCCAUUCUCACACAAAACCAGGGUUGAUAGUGAACGAGCAUCAUUGAAAGAGGAGUGUGGAGGAAGGUUCUGUUUGUUUGUUUGUUUGUUUGUUUGUUUCUAUUCUGUUCUAGCUUUAAAUCUGGCAAAACACCACCACGUUACAUAAAUUAAAUCAAUGUAUAUGUUUUUUUACAGGAUAUACAGCUAUUUCUUUUUUUUUACAAAAGUGCGAUGAAAUGUAUCAAUAUCCUGUUUACUACAUUGACACAUGUGCUUUGAUUUGAACUAGACUAGAAUUACAUGCAAACCUCUCAGUUAAUAAACCUCUUAUGGUUGUAUCUUUACCUCUACUUCAGUAGUUGUGGGUCAUGCUCUCUGUCUGGGUCUCCAUAUUGCAUUCAUCCAACAGUUGGCUUUAAUUUUAUAAAUAUGUACAUGUAUGCAUCAAUUUGUAAAAAAGAAUAAUAAUAAUAAUCUUAUAGAUGGAGUUAAUUCAUAAUGACUAUUUUUAUUUAUCUAAUCUGAAAAGUUGUUUCUCUGUAAACCCCAAACGAAAAAUGGGCUCCUCUUUUUGUAAUCUAAAAUGGAUGCCAGGGCAUCAAUUGGACAUAUCUGGGCAGGGGUCAUGCCAGCAGUUGUACAAGGUGUACAAGGUGAACAGGGUUGGGGCAGUUUGAACCAGUGAUUAACAGUGCACCCCAAAUUCUGAUUUGUUGUGAGUUCCAGAGAAACUGCCAUAUGCAUCCUGGAGAAAGGAACAACGACCAUUUUCCCUAAACAAAUCCAGCUGUACCCACGGGUUUGAGAAUGUACAAAGUAUAAAAUUGUAAAAAAAAGAAAUUGUAUGUUUUGUUUAAUCAGUAAUUGCAAUCAUGUUUUCUGAAGGGCUUAGCUAGGUAUUAUUUGUUAUUUGCACAAUAUUAAACAAUACUCUGCAAAUUGUUAUUAUAGUCUCCAGUUUCUACAGUGUAAAUAAUCCGUCAGUGUGUCUGUAUGCUUGCUGUAGGAAUGGCAUUAAUUCACCAUGGAUGGACUUGCUUGAAACAUGAACACAUCUGAACCAAUAAAAUAUUUAUUUUAAAACA
This is a messenger RNA of Conger conger (European conger), 3422 nucleotides long. RefSeq names its product G protein-coupled receptor kinase 7a (gene grk7a). The record is from RefSeq and is a predicted model, not a curated record. The transcript is spliced from 4 exons. Gene Ontology annotation, biological process: regulation of signal transduction; protein phosphorylation; signal transduction. The coding region runs from base 1 to 1650 and encodes 549 amino acids. Gene Ontology annotation, molecular function: ATP binding; rhodopsin kinase activity. Lineage: Eukaryota; Metazoa; Chordata; Actinopteri; Anguilliformes; Congridae. Gene Ontology annotation, cellular component: cytoplasm.